GAGCCGCCGCCGCCUCCAGUCUCAGUUACGCACCGGUUAUGCGCGCAGGUACCCGGAGCCCAGUAGACACGCUUUCCGCCGCUGCGCCGCGCUAUUAACCAACCUUUUUAAAGGACUAAUAUGAAAGAAGUGGAUGUAGAGGUCUGACAGAGCCAAGAAAAGGAGGCACAUUUGUUGUGGAUCGUUCCUGUUUUUUCCAUCCCCGAGCGUCAGCAUGGAUGUCUUGGCGAACCACAGCAUCUUUCAGGAACUUCAGCUGGUGCACGACACCGGCUACUUCUCUGCCAUGCCGUCGCUGGAGGAGAACUGGCAGCAGACUUGCCUGGAAUUGGAACGUUAUCUGCAGACGGAGCCCAAACGCCUGUCGGAGCUCUUUGACCAGGACCUGGACGGCCUCCUAACUCCGGCUUACCUGAAGGAGGAUGGAGAGGAAGAGCUGUCAGACUCUCUUCUCCCCAGUCUGCCCCGCCUCCCUGAGCCCCCCAGCCCCCCGCCGCUCAUCCUGUGCCCCACACGGAAGAACUCCCCCACCUCCGAGACCAUGACGCGAGAUCUCAAGCUCAAAGUGCAGGCGUCGGAAAGCACGGAGGGAAUGGAGGGCGUCCACCAGGCCCAGCUGAGCGCCGUCACCUCCCUGACUCCGCCGUCAUCGCCAGAGCUCGGCCGGCACCUCGUCAAACCCAACCAGACCCUGACGGCCUCGGCCGACGGGACCCUCACCCUGAAGCUGGUAGCCAGGAAGGUGGGGCUCAGCGCCGCCCGGUUGGUGGCGGGGCACGCGCUUCCUGUCCGGAUGAAGGACGAAGAAGAGGGCGCGGCGUGCGUGAUCGGGGUCGGGGAGCUACCGGAGAACAAGAAGAGGAUCCACCGCUGCCAGUUCAACGGCUGCAGAAAGGUGUACACCAAGAGCUCCCACCUAAAAGCCCAUCAGAGGACACAUACAGGUGAGAAGCCAUACAAGUGCUCAUGGGAGGGCUGCGAGUGGCGAUUCGCCAGGAGCGACGAGCUGACGAGGCACUACCGCAAACACACCGGCGCCAAGCCUUUUAAGUGCAACCACUGUGACAGGUGUUUCUCGCGGUCGGAUCACUUGGCGCUGCACAUGAAGAGGCACAUCUGAGGAAUCUGAAAGAGAGGUCAGCGGGAGUGGAAGAGAGUGGAAGAGCCGGGAUGGAGCGAACUGCAGGAAAAUAACACAGAGAGGCUU
Cololabis saira (Pacific saury) is the source of this 1207-nucleotide messenger RNA. RefSeq names its product Kruppel like factor 7a (gene klf7a). The transcript is spliced from 4 exons. The record is from RefSeq and is a predicted model, not a curated record. The coding region runs from base 215 to 1120 and encodes 301 amino acids. Gene Ontology annotation, biological process: regulation of transcription by RNA polymerase II. Lineage: Eukaryota; Metazoa; Chordata; Actinopteri; Beloniformes; Belonidae. Gene Ontology annotation, molecular function: RNA polymerase II cis-regulatory region sequence-specific DNA binding; DNA-binding transcription factor activity, RNA polymerase II-specific.